AAAAUGUUGAUCGUAAAAUUCUGAAAUUAUCAUCAAAAUUAUCAUUUUCUUCUAUGAUUUUGACAAAUAAUGAAUUUGACAGUGAAAAGGAAUCAAAGGAAAUUGCAAGUGUUGAAAGUAUAGAUAACAAGAUACAUAGUACACACAAUAGUGAAAUAAAUCAAACAGUUGAUGAAGUUCAAAACUGCCAAUCAAAGAAUGGAGUUAAUAAAAAUUAUGUCACUAUGGUGAGCAACAAUAUACAAACAGAAGAAAAUGAAAAUAUUCAUAAUAGACAGACUGCAGAAAUUACACAGGAAUAUGAUUGUGGUGAUGAGUGUGAAAUGAUAGAAGAAUAUCUUGAAUCAGAAGAAGAAAGUGUCUAUUCAGACCUUUGUGAGUCUCCUAAAGAAAAUAAUGAAAACUCAAAAAGUGUUAUAACAACAAAAGAAUAUAACAAAAUUUCAAAUGCUACUGAAUUUACAAAUGACAAUAAUUCUUCAGACACUAGUAUAUCUAUGAAAGAAAAUAAAAAAGCUUUAAACAAAAUCAACAAACCAACUAAAGCAAAGAAAAAAAUAAACACAAGGAAAAGAAAAAUAACCGAUAAUGUAAAUAAACAGGAUGCAAGUGAUUCUUCUGACUUUGAACCUUUAAAUAAGCUUCUCAAAGACUCUAAAAAAGAAAGUUCAAAAAAGAAGUACAAUGAAUUUGAUAUCAAGUUUUAUGAGGAUUUUGGUACUGUAGUAUUGUUGACGCCAGAAGAGGCAAAAAAAGAAAUGUUGCUUAGGAAAGAAUCAUAUAAUUACAAUGUAUGCCCACACAAAUGUGAGUUAUGUUACAGGGGAUUUGAAUAUGAGACUGCAUAUAAAAAUCAUUUGAAGAAGCACACUGAUGCAUAUGGUACCUUUGAGUGUGAUUUGUGUCACUUCAGAUAUCCUGCUAAAAGGUUUCUCAGUAGGCACAUUCUUACAUGCCACAAAAGAAAGUUUAUUUGCAAGUUGUGUCCAUAUAUUUGUUUUAAUUUCGGCCAAGCUACAAACCAUGUAAGACUUCAUAAAGGAAAGACAUAUCCUUGCAAUGCCUGUGACAUGGUAUUCAGCAUGCCAAACAGUUUACUGAUGCACAAGCGAGUUAAACAUCAGCUGGAGUGUGUGUGUGAAUUCUGUGGGGACACAUUUGCCACCUCAACCGGUCUCCGCUUUCGCAAAAAUAAGAUUCAUAAGCUGGAAAUAAAUAAAAAACAAGGCCCAAACUGCGAAGAAUGUGACGUUCACUUCGCAACUGAAAUGGCGUGGAAAAAACACAUGGUCCUUAAACACCGUGUCAGUAAUGGGUGCAAGCAUUGCGGUGAAAUGUUCACUAAUGAAGAAGAUUUGAAAUCACAUUUGAAGAUACACGCAAGAAAACAAUCGUUCAGAACCAUUCCACCAACAUUUCCCGUAGAUUGCAACCAUUGUAAUAAAACGUUGUCGGACAGCGGCGAGUUCAAAUCGCACAUGACGUCGGAACACCCGGAGUCGUACGCCGUCAAGAUGUUGAAUCACGGGAAAGAGAAGCGUUUUGUGUGUGAAACAUGCGGAAAGGCGUUUAGGUUGCGGUGCCUGCUGCUGUCGCACCAGCGCGUGCACACGGGCGAGCGCCCCUUCGCGUGCGCGGAGUGCGGCGCGCGGUUCGCGCGCGCGCAGGCGCUGUCGCUGCACCGCGCCGCCGCGCACCGCCGCGCGCGCCGCCACGCCUGCCGCCUCUGCGGGCAGAGCUUCGCCGCGCGCAGCGCGCACAACAAGCACAUGAAGGUACACACACUCUGAUCAACAUGUUUCCAC
This is a messenger RNA of Manduca sexta (tobacco hornworm), 1805 nucleotides long. Its product is annotated as zinc finger protein 14. The record is from RefSeq and is a predicted model, not a curated record. Gene Ontology annotation, molecular function: RNA polymerase II cis-regulatory region sequence-specific DNA binding; DNA-binding transcription factor activity. Gene Ontology annotation, biological process: regulation of transcription by RNA polymerase II. NCBI's taxonomy places the organism in Eukaryota, Metazoa, Arthropoda, Insecta, Lepidoptera, Sphingidae.